This is a messenger RNA of Spinacia oleracea (spinach), 506 nucleotides long. RefSeq lists its product as uncharacterized. NCBI's taxonomy places the organism in Eukaryota, Viridiplantae, Streptophyta, Magnoliopsida, Caryophyllales, Amaranthaceae. The transcript is spliced from 6 exons. Bases 6 to 506 code for a protein of 166 amino acids. Gene Ontology annotation, biological process: proteolysis. The record is from RefSeq and is a predicted model, not a curated record. Gene Ontology annotation, molecular function: cysteine-type peptidase activity.
GUUGCAUGAACAAUCGAGCCGAAGUCAGUCAAUAUCUCGAUGACGGUAUCCGUCAAUGCACAAAAGCGAAAAACAAGUUCAUAUUAGCCCCGUACUUUGAAGACCUCCAUUGGAUGCUCCUUGUGAUAUGUGUUUCAAGCCACACAAUUUAUCAAUUUGAUUCUUGUCGUCGAGAUCCAUUACGAUCCGUGUUGGUCAAGUCACUAUUGAAUAAAGUGUUGAUGAAAAUGAAUGUCAAAAAAAGCGCACUUCCUCAAUGGAAAUCAGUUAAGUGCGCCCAACAAGAGGGUGGGGUCGAGUGUGGCUAUUACUUGAUGAAAUUCAUGCAUGACAUAUUCAAAACUUGCAAGGAAGUUCAAGAUCUGGAAAAGGUGCAGAAAACUGUAGCAGCAAAUAUGCCUUGUCACACUCGGAGGAAGCAUGCCGAAUGCUCGAGUAGUCGAACAGCCAUGGAAGAUGCUUCGGACAAUGAAGCUGCUGAGGUAGAGCCCUAUCUGUUGGGAUGA